UAUACAACUCCUGAGGAUUUCUCCACUUGCUCGAACAUCUGUCAGUGCAUCCUGUCAACGAAAGAAAGAAACGUAUCAAGGAAAUUAGUAAUCCAGAUCAACACUCCAUCAACAACGCUCAUAGGCCGCCCUAUCCCGAAGGCUUGCAGCACUCAAGCAUCAAUUGGUCCCACCUGAAAUACCAAGAAACUGAACCAUGCCAGCACGCGAGAUAUCUGAAUUAAAGGAUUCGGGAACCCCUGUGGUGGCUUUCCUGUUCGGGAAAGUGAUUGGAUGCCACCGCUCAGCUCUGGCUCGCUUAGAGAUAUAGUUCACAACUCGUGAUGGGGAUGGGUAAAAAUAAACAUGGGCUUUGGGGAUGCAUGGAUGGCAGGUUUGAGGCAGAGGGAGGUACUUUUGUAAGUGGGCUUUUUGAGAUUUCCUCGAGGUGUUUUGUACUUCUCGUCUUGUUUAUUUUGUGUUCUACUUCGUUGUACCGACGGUGCUACGAACGACUGCUUUUCGGACGGAAUCCUUUGGGCAAGCGAAGAUAAGGUCGUGUACACGUCUAAUAUAUGGCGACUCAACAACCUCAUUCAGGGCUCGAAGUCGCGCCGGACACAAAGCCAUAUCUCGCGCCACAGUCGCCAGCUCCGACGAGCCAUGUUCAGCCUUAUUAUGGACAGUCUCCUGAAAGUAUGGGAGGGCCACCGGGUGGAUAUGUAGGGAAGGAGAAGACGAUUUGCGGUGUGAGGAGGCCGACGUUUUGGUUGGCGCUGCUGUUGGCGUUCGUUACAAUUGCGAGUGGGAUUGGUGGUGGGCUGGGAGGGAGCCUGGCUGUGAGGAGUAUUAGAAGGAAAUGUUCUUCCUCAAACGUUAACCUUGACACCGGCUCUGGCACCGACUCCUCAGGAUCCAACUCAAAUCCUGACGCCAUCUAUAUAACCCGCACACGAACCAUCACCUCAACUCUCUCUCCAGACUCAACACCCACCGCCACAAGCGACAUCACCGUCCCCACCUCCGGCUUCCUCGCCCUCGACUGCCCGUCCCUGGACGGCAACAACAUCCAAGCAUUCGGCUCAACAUUCAAAGUAGUCUGUGGACAGGACUCUGCAGGCCCAGACAUAAUCUCCAUUGUAGCGUACAGUUUGCUAGACUGCGCGAGAGCAUGUGCGACGUAUAAUGCGAACGGGGUGGCGGCGAGUGGGAAGACGUGCGUGGCGGCGACUUUUAAUAGUUAUUUGGCGUAUGUGAGUGCGCAUCAAGGGACGUGCUGGUUGAAGACCGCGAGUACGAAGGGGAGUGAGCUGGUGGAUGGUUUGACUGGGGUGGAUAAGAAUACUUAUGCGCAAGUGGUGUUGCAGUAA
Messenger RNA from Cadophora gregata, 1349 nucleotides. RefSeq lists its product as uncharacterized. The transcript is spliced from 2 exons. The coding region runs from base 555 to 1349 and encodes 264 amino acids. Lineage: Eukaryota; Fungi; Ascomycota; Leotiomycetes; Helotiales; Ploettnerulaceae. The record is from RefSeq and is a predicted model, not a curated record.